UGCCUCCUUGAAAUAUCAAAUUACGCCGUAGCAAGGAGGCAGCGCAUGCGUGGUCUUUCAGUGCCUCCGGUAAAGCCGUAAACUAGUUUGACAUUUCGCUAAAAUUUGUGAAGUGAACAACAAACGUCUACGCUUAUGUUUUUACACGAGUCCGGUCGGAGGAAUGAACGAGAUUUUAGGUGUGGGUCUUAAAAUGGGAUUGUUUUUGCACGUUGUCGCUGUCAGCCCCUCCGACGCGACAUUAGACGAGAGCCUACUGCACUGUGAGGGGCUGAACAACCAGAGCUACGUCUGUGAAUCAGGACACUGCUGUGGGGAGUCACGGUGCUGCAGUUACUUCUAUGAACUCUGGUGGUUCUGGCUGGUGUGGGUCAUCAUCUUCAUCCUGAGCUGCUGCUGCGUGUGUCACCACCGGCGCACCAAGCACCGGCUGCAGCAGCAGCAGCGCCAGCACGAGAUCAACCUCAUCGCCUACCGCGAGGCGCACAACUACACCUCCCUUCCGUUCUACUUCAGGUUUCUUCCAAAUUCCCUCCUACCUGACUAUGAGGAGGUGGUGAACCGCCCUCCCACCCCUCCCCCUCCCUACAGUGUCUUCCAUACAGCCAGCCCCCUGCCCACGGACCCACAGGACAGCCUGGGACUGGGACACUGCACGACCAUCCAGACCACUCCGGUCCCCCCAGUGUCCGACACCCUUUGCUCCAGGCCGAGCCUGGAAGAGCCCCACCGCAUUGGGGCUCCCACCAUUGGCUACAACAGACACAAGGCAGUCAAUAAGCCUCAGGAGCCACAGGAUGGUGGAUCAGGGCUAGGGCCCCGGGAUGGUGGACCAGGGCUAGGGCCCCAGGAGGCCUCUACAGAGGAGCCUAGAGGCCCAGCGAAGAGUUGCAAGGAGCCUCUGUUACUCGGGGACCUAGGGGGGCCCGAGAGCGGUGCCCAGGAGGACAAAGAUAAUAGGGGGGCCCUUGGGCGGCGGCGCCGUUUCACAGGUGACUCGGGUAUCGAGGUGUGCGUAUGUGACCGUGGUGGUAGUACAAGUAUUGGAAGCCAGGAGGGCAAGGAGCUGAGGGAGAAGGAUAGCUUAAUGGGGGAGGAGGUUGAGGAGCAGGAAGGAGGAGACUUCUGCGACGGUUGCGGUCACCCCGCUCCAGGAGUGGAAGAGGAGCAGACCCUAGCCCUGGAUGGACCCGAAAGUAGGUCAGAGUGCGGGUCGGCGACAGGGUCCACCUCCCCGCCACCACCCGCCAUGACGCAACCCACCCAGCCCCCAGUGUGCCUGCUCCUCCACACCAUCAAUGAGCUUGAGGGGCCCCCUCACCAUGGCAACAGCACAGAGCCCCAGGGCUGAGCUACGCUAAGCUAAAGCACAUCUUCACCGAGGAGGGAGAGAGAACCAGGAGUGGGAGUUAAGACUUUAGUGUGUGUGUGUGUGUGACUGUCUGAGAUCGUGUGUGUGUGUGUGACGAAUAGGAAGUUGUAUUUUAUCCCAGAGUCUGGACUUAAAAGCCUGAUGAUGAUAGCUAAAGCCCCUUUGGCAUACUGUAAUGGUGGCCUUAACUGCAAUGUACAAGGAGACAGGAGGAGAGGUUUGGCCUAUCACCAACCUACCUACAGACUGCAUAAAUGUCCUCCUUUGUCUUCCUUUACCAAGAGGAGGCGAAAGGAGACCGUGUUAAGACUUAUGCAAGCUGGAGGAGAUUGAUAGUCUGGUCAGUGGAUGCUGACCUGACGUUUGGUGCGACUGUAGUAUAGUGUAAGUACACACUGGUGCAACUCUAGCCUGGUCCCAGAUCAGUUUGUGCUGUCUUGCCAACUCCUAUGCUCAGUGUACCAAGCUAGUGGAAAUCAUCGCAGCUACUUCCUGUGUCUGUUCACAGGAAGGAACAUCCUGGACAAAUACACUGAAGCGGUACAGGAACAUUGUCAAGCAGUGCAGUGUGGAUCGUCAUGGCGACGAUGUGUGCUUAUGUAAUGUGAUAGUCCCAGUCGGUAUGAAAUAGAACGUGGUGGCCCUGCCUGCCUGUGGGGAAAACAACCCAUGGUUACUUUGGUUACCCCAUUGGCUCACAGCAAAAACUUGACCUUCUUCCAAAAGCAAUUUUCUUGUCUGCUUGUUUUAGUCAAUUACAAAACUACAUUUAAGAAAAGUACAACGUGUGUAAAGAUUACUAUUCAACUUUGCCUGCUCCUGAGUGUUCUCACUACUUAGAAAAAUGUAAUGUUGUAAGAGCUUCCCUCGUUUUCAUGACGGCACUAAUGUUAACCACGUGUGUGAGUUUUAGCUAGCUACCAACCAGAACAGGACUCUCCAACCCUGUUCCUGGAGAACUACCCUCCUGUAGGUUUUCACUCCCAACCCUGUUCCUGGAGAGCUACCGUCCUGUAGGUUUUCACUCCCAACCCUGUUCCUGGAGAGCUACCCUCCUGUAGGUUAUCACUCCCAACCCUGUUCCUGGAGAGCUACCC
This is a messenger RNA of Salmo salar (Atlantic salmon), 2469 nucleotides long. RefSeq names its product WW domain binding protein 1-like. The record is from RefSeq and is a predicted model, not a curated record. Lineage: Eukaryota; Metazoa; Chordata; Actinopteri; Salmoniformes; Salmonidae.